AUGGGCACGCUGCGUGUCCCCUCCCAGUGGAAGCGGGCACUGGGGGUCGUCGGUGCCCUGGAGACAGUCCCCGCGGAGGAGCGGGCCUGGUGUCCCCCUGCAGGCUCGCUGAAUGCAUCCAGCUUGCGGGAGGAGGAACUCCACCUGUCCUUGCUGGUGUCCAGUGGCUGGAGGACCGUCCACUUCUGCGUGGUACCCGUGGUCAGGAGACGACACAGGGUGCCCACCCCAGAGGGGACCCCACUGGCGACCGGCUUCCCCAAGGGCAGCGUGGAGAGGGUCCUGGGCCAGGGUGUGGACCUGGUGCCAGCGAGUGACCAGCACUGGAGGGUCUCCACUGACCACGUGCUGACCAGGCUGCUCAGCGAACUGGGCUCCCUGCCUGGCCACCGCCUGGACAGCCUCUGCAUCCUGGACCGGGUCAACCACGACAGCUGGAGGAACGACGGCCAGAGAGCCGGUCUGACCUUCAGCCACCUGAAGACGGUGCUGCUGUGGGCGUCCGUGCUGUUCCCGGCGCCCGAGGACUGGGCCGACCUGGAGGGCGCCGUGUACCGGUUGCUCGUGGUGCUGCUGUGCUGCCUGGCCUCCAAGCACCUGCCUCACUUCCUGUGGCCCGCGCGGAACCUGCUGCAGGCCGGCGCCCUGGACCGGGGCGCCCUCUACCAGCGUGUGGAGCGCUUCGCAAGCCAGCCCGAGGCGUCCCUGCGCCUGCAUGUCACUCACCUGGCCCGCAGCGUGCCGCCUCGCAUCCACAAUGGCAUCAAGUCCCUGCUGCAGCUGCCUGCCAGCGACCCCACCUACUGGGCCACGGCCUACUUCGACGUGCUGUUGGACAAGUUCCAGGUCUUCAACAUCCAGGACGAGGACCGCAUCUCGGCCAUGCAGAGCAUCUUCCGCAAGACCAAGAGGCUGGGUGGUGAGGAGAGCUGAGCCGGGGACACGUGGAGAAGGGCAUCUUCGCUCCGACACACACAGGUGGUGGGAGUAGGGGACCUUGCUCCCAGGCACCAUGUCAGACUGCACAGGGCAUGGGCUCAUGAGAGUCCACAGGCCCGGGGCCAGUGGGCCCUCUCAGAAUGAUUGUCUCCUUCUCUGGGCAGGGGCCUGGGCUGAUGGUGCUGUGGGCUUCAUGUGAUGCCCUGCUGCCCCCUGGGUGACUCUGCGAGUUGAACAUCUCCAUGCCCUGGGGCACAGGGGCCUUGCACAGCUGGGCAUGCUGGAGAUGAUGGGGCACAUAUUUGAGGGGAAUAAAGGCUGCGCUGGACA
Messenger RNA from Echinops telfairi (small Madagascar hedgehog), 1269 nucleotides. It is a transcript of the gene MAB21L4, whose product is annotated as mab-21 like 4. Lineage: Eukaryota; Metazoa; Chordata; Mammalia; Afrosoricida; Tenrecidae. The record is from RefSeq and is a predicted model, not a curated record. The transcript is spliced from 5 exons. Bases 1 to 933 code for a protein of 310 amino acids.